Molecule: messenger RNA, 1312 nt
Organism: Pygocentrus nattereri (red-bellied piranha)
Lineage: Eukaryota; Metazoa; Chordata; Actinopteri; Characiformes; Serrasalmidae
Product: microfibril-associated glycoprotein 4-like
Exons: 6
Coding region: 65-811 (248 amino acids)
Biological process (GO): elastic fiber assembly
Source: RefSeq, a predicted model, not a curated record
CAUAGCAAUAUCUGCACAGCACAUUCUUGCAGCUACAGGAUACGCAGGAAGACGCCUCACAGAGAUGCUGCUGCUGUUUGUAGCACUCCCCCUGCUGGUGCAGUCCAUCCCUGUCAAUAAGAGGUUCCUUCCUCUGGACUGUGAGGACAUUUUCAAUAAUGGAUCCAACCAAAGUGGUGUCUACACCAUUUACCCAAAGGGUCCUGAGAAAGCAGUGCAGGUUUACUGCGAUAUGGGCUGCAACGAGUACGACAGCCACAAGGACGGGAAAUGGACGGUGAUUCAGAGGAGAAUGGACGGCAGUGUAAGUUUCUACAGACCAUGGGAGCAGUACAAGAACGGCUUUGGGAACAUAACCGGGGAAUACUGGCUGGGUCUGGAGACCAUGUUUCUCUUGACAUAUACAAAUAAAUACGAGUUGAGAGUGGACAUGGAGGAUUUUGCUGGUGGCAGCGCCUAUGCCCAGUACUCCUCUUUCUCCGUUGAUCCAGAGUCCAGCAAUUACAGGCUACGCAUCAGUGAUUACAUCAAUGGCGGUGCAGGUGACUGUUUGUACUACCACAAUUUGAGGAAUUUUGUAACAUUCGACAAAGACUACGCUGGCUGUGCAAAUGGCUAUGCGGGAGGGUUCUGGUAUAGCUAUUGGCCGUGCCACAUCGCCAAUCCCAAUGGCAUGUACAAAUGGGGGAGUAUAGGAGAGCAAUACGGAGGGGUUAUGUGGAGCUGCUGGAGAGGUUACUAUUACUCCCUGAAGACCAUCGUGAUGAAGAUCCGCCGAGUGUCUCUGGAAGAGCUUGAAGGGAGGAAGUGAAAGCCUAGAAGGAAACUGCAUUGUGGAAUGCUACAAGUCAGGAAGAUGCACACAAGAUCCCUCUCAUAUAUAACGUUCUUCAGCCUUGUCUUUAGAGAUGUCCCAAUACAGGAGACAUGCUGAGUACUGUUAACUUCAACGUUUUCUUUCCUUUUAAAAAGAUCACAGGUUUCCAGCCCUGAUCCUGGAGAACCCCCUGCACAUGUCUGUGUUUUCAUCCUUAGAACACCCACUUGAGCUCAGGAAGGCUUUGUUAAUGAACUGCCUUGUUGGGUCAGGCAUGUCGGGAGCUGGGAAAACACUAAGAUGUGCAGGGCAGGAUGCACUCCAGGGGCAGGAUUGGGAACCACUCAAUUAGGUGAUUCAAUGUGUGCACAUUUUUACAUGACAUGAUUAAUCUUCUUAGAUCAUUUGACUCAAUCUGUAAUUCUGGCUGUUUGGCUUGAUAUUCUGAUUAUAUACUUAUGACUUAAUAAAAUAUUUACAUUUUGAAACAAUAAA